AGGUCACCUUCUCUCUCUCUCAAUCAGAAGAAGAAAAGAUCUUUGAAGAGGCAGACGACGCCGACGCACGCGGAGACCAGAGCCAACCUUCUCUCUCUCUCACUCACUCACUCAAAGGAAGGAACAACCAAGCAACUGUUGAAAGCUGGAUCGGAUCCUCGGAAUCGUUCCCGUGUGCAGAUCUAGGAGAGGAGAGCAAGCUCCGUCAAGCUCGUCAUCCAGCUUCACAAGGGAGAAGGGCAUCUCCAGGUUGAGGUAGCACCACUGGCAACCAUGGAGGCGGCUCUGGUGAGUGCAGCGACGGGAGCCUUGAAACCCGUUCUGGCAAAGCUGGGUGCUCUGGCAGGCGAUGAGUACAAGCGGUUCAAGGGUGUGCGUGCUGAUAUGAAGUCGCUCACCCGUGAACUCACUGCCAUGGAUGCAUUUCUUCUCAAGAUGUCAGAGGAGGAGGAUCCUGAUGUUCAGGAUAAGGUGUGGAUGAAUGAGGUGCGCGAGCUCUCCUAUGACAUGGAGGACUCCAUCGAUGACUUCAUGCAAAGUGUCAAUGAUGGAGAUACAAAGCCAGAUGGAUUUUUAGAGAAGAUGAAGAAUUCAUUGGGGAAGUUGGGGAAGAUGAAGGCUCGUCGCCGGAUCGGCAAUGAGAUCGAAGAUCUGAAGAAGCAGAUGAUCGAGGUGGCUGAGAGGAAUGCAAGGUACAAGGCCCGUGAGGCAUUCUCCAAGGCCAAGAAUGCAACCGUUGAUCCUAGAGCUCUUGCUAUCUUUAAGCAUGCCUCCGAGCUUGUCGGAAUUGAUGAACCCAAGGCUGAGGUAAUUAAACUGUUGACUGAAGGUGUGUCAACACAAGAGCAAGUGAAGUUGGUCUCUAUUGUGGGAUCUGGUGGGAUGGGCAAGACAACUCUUGCAAAUCAAGUGUAUCAAGACCUCAAAGGAGAAUUCAAAUGUCGGUCCUUCUUAUCCGUGUCAAGAAACCCAGACAUGAUGAAUAUCAUGAGAACUAUUUUUAGUGAAGUUAGUGGGAAAGAUUAUGCUAACACUGAAGCAGGGAGUAUACAACAACUCAUUAGCAAGAUCGUCGAUUUCCUCGCAGACAAAAGGUAUUUUGUUGUUAUUGACGAUAUAUGGGACGUGGAUACAUGGCAUGUUAUUAAGCUUGCAUUUCCCAUGACUAGUUCUGGAAGUAUCAUAAUCACCACUACCCGUAUAAAUGAAGUUGCUGAAUCAUGCCGUUCAACACCAUUCAGUGGGGAUAUUUAUUGCAUCAAGCCUCUUAAAAUGGUGCACUCUAGGCACUUAUUUUACACAAGACUAUUCAAUGCCCAAGAAAAUUGUCCCUCAUACCUUAAAACAGUUUCUGAGCAUAUUUUGAAAAAAUGUGCUGGGUUGCCUUUGGCAAUCAUUGCUAUAUCCGGUUUGUUGGCUAAUAUUGAAAGGACAGAAGGUCCAUGGAAACAAGUUGAAGAUUCGAUUGGUAGAGCACUUGAAAGAAAUCCCAGUGUUGAAGGAAUGAUGAAGAUACUAUCACUUAGUUACUUUGAACUGCCUGCUCAUCUGAAAUCGUGUCUCUUAUGUUUGAGUAUAUUCCCUGAAGAUUCUAUUAUUAAGAAAAAAGUUUUGAUAAAUAGGUGGAUUGCUGAAAGAUUAAUUCAUACAGAAUCCGGAUAUAGUACUUCAUAUGAGUUUGGGGAGAGGUGUUUUAAUGAGCUAAUAAACAGGAGUUUGAUCCAACCUUGGCAAACCGAUACGCGUGGAAUUGUAAAGAGUUGUCGACUUCAUGACACAAUUCUUGAUUUCAUCAUAUCCAGAUCCAUCGAAGAAAACUUUGUUACUUUGGUGGGUGUUCCUAGUUUAUCAGUUGGGACACACAACAAAGUUCGUCGGCUCUCCCUGCAAGCCAGCAAGCAAAAAGAACUGAUAGUGCCAAGAGGCUUGGUGUUGUCUCAUGUCCGAUCACUUGAUGUGUUUGGGGAAUCUGUGAAAAUUCCUUCUAUGGAUAAGUUCAGGCAUUUGCGUUUUCUGGAAUUUGAAGAUUUCAAACAACUGGAGAACCAUCAUCUUGAAAAUAUAGAUAAACUGUUUCAGCUGAGGUACCUGAGCCUCCCAGGGGCGAAGAAAGUAAGCAAGCUUCCAGAACAAAUCGGACGCCUAUGGUGCCUAGAGAUACUGAAUUUAAGAGGCACCAAUGUUCGUGAGUUACCAGCAUCUAUUGUCAAUCUCAAGAGACUGGUGCACCUAUUAGUAAGCUAUAAUGUUACACUUCCUUGUGGAAUUUCCAAGCUGCAAGCACUGGAGAAAUUGAAGGUUGUCACUGUCUGUAGCCAGUCAUUUAACUUCCUGCAAGAAUUUGAGCAGCAGCAGAGUCUGAAGGUAUUGGCCCUUGAUUUUGAGUAUUUCCUUGAUUUUGAGGGUUUUAGUUCUGCUGACCAAGUGAACGCUGAAAAUAAGUCCAAGAAAACUAUUAUUGUUGCUUCCCUUAAAAACCUAGGGAACCUUCUCUCUCUAACUGUUUGUGACGGCCCUGAAUUUGUAAGGGAGUCUUUGUGCCCUAUGCCACUUAGGCUCCAGGAGCUGAAAAUCUUCCGUUCUAAUAUUCUUCAUGUUCCAAAUUGGGUGGGCUCCCUUGUCAACCUCCAGGAGUUACGCCUUGAUCUGGUCAGAGUUGAGCAGAAAGAUUUCUAUAUCCUUGGAGGCUUACCUGUUCUGCGUUGUCUGAUUCUGAGAAUUGAUGGAGCGGAAAUUAGAAAUACCUCAUUAACAGAAGAGCCUGAAGUUAUAAGGGUCAUAGUCUGUGGUGAAGUUGGAUUCCCAUGCUUGAGGAUAUUUAUUUUUGAUAGUCAGUGUGCUGUGAUGAAUUUGACCUUUGCGGCUGGAGCCAUGCCCUUGGUAGAUGACCUCUUGAUAGUAUUUAACGCAGAAGAAACUGGGUCUCCCGGUACCAGCGGUGAUUUUGAUCUCGGAAUAGAAAAUCUUCCCAGCCUCAUUAAAAUCAGAUGUAUAUUAUGGGGUAACAGGAACAAUAGAAGCAGAGCUGAGGCUGCAGAAGCUGCCAUUCGGGAAGCGGCCAACGCACAUCCGAACCGCCCUACUCUAUACUUGGUCUGAUAAUGCGUUGCCGGAAUCGAGCUCAGGGAACAAUUCCAAUUAGGCUGCAACUCCAAAUGUUCAUCAUCUGCAUUUCUUCGAUCGAACAAUUCAUCUCUGCUGGCAGCAGGACCGAGCUCGUCUCGCGCCCGGUGCCGAGGACGGGGUGAUGGAGGCCAGCCUUGGCCAGCCUUUUGGGUCUCGGCACUGGGGGCAGUCCGUGGGUGAGAAAGGCGGGUCCUUUCCGCUCGUGUCUUUGGUCGGGGUAGCGGCUGAUCUCGUGUGAGGAGGUGUCAAGGUCUUGGAUGUCGGGGUGGCGGCCAUGAUGGUGGCUUCGCGGGGCUCUUAGGCAGAGCCCGUGGCUUGGUGCUGCCCAGUUUCCAUGGCCGUGUGGGAGGUGUGGUAGCCGGGAUGUGGCGUUCGUCGGCGGUGAAUGGUGGCCGGGGUGAAAACCUGCUCUUUAUUCGGAUGGACCGGCGGCGGCGGACUCGUUCCCUUCUUGAAGGCGUCGUCGCGGCUCUCAUUGCCCUUCAUGUUGCUCUGGGGGAAACUCUGAUCCUCGGAUCAGGCGGCGGCGGCGCUCUGGUGUCGUCCCCUUCAUGAAGGCGCCGUCUUGAAGCCCACGGUUCGUCAUAUGUGGUUUCACCUCUUCGCGUAGUGCUAGGGAUGGUGUUGCUGCGCUCAGCGCCUAUGUAUCUUGCCUUGGGUGUGUGUGUGCGUGUGUUGUGUGGGCAUGAGUUUGUACUUGGUGAUGUUGAUUGGUGCUUUAUAUAUAAAGCGGAGCGAAAGCCUUUUUCGGUAAACUAAUAAUGCGCUCCAUUGAGUUAUUGGCCUUCUGUUUCGUGAUAAUGUGAGAAAGUUACUGUGUUGUACGAGUGUACACACAUUUGUUUGUUCGUGAAUUAAUUGCA
Molecule: messenger RNA, 3989 nt
Organism: Triticum aestivum (bread wheat)
Lineage: Eukaryota; Viridiplantae; Streptophyta; Magnoliopsida; Poales; Poaceae
Product: disease resistance protein RGA5
Exons: 5
Coding region: 274-3099 (941 amino acids)
Biological process (GO): defense response to other organism
Molecular function (GO): ADP binding
Source: RefSeq, a predicted model, not a curated record